Messenger RNA from Dovyalis caffra, 960 nucleotides. NCBI's taxonomy places the organism in Eukaryota, Viridiplantae, Streptophyta, Magnoliopsida, Malpighiales, Salicaceae. The record is from the annotation of a GenBank genome assembly.
AUGCACGCCAAGACAGACUCAGAGGUCACUAGUCUAGCACCAUCAUCUCCCACCAGAUCUCCGCGCCGUCCAGUCUACUACGUACAGAGCCCAUCGCGUGACUCUCACGAUGGAGAGAAAACUACGACGUCGUUUCAUUCCACACCUGUACUCAGCCCCGUGGGAUCCCCUCCUCACUCUCACUCCUCUGUUGGCCGCCACUCGCGUGAAUCCUCUUCAAGCCGGUUUUCCGGCUCGUUGAAACCUGGAUCGCGCAAGAUCUCACCAAAUGAUGCUUCUAGAGGGGGUCAAAGGAAGGGGCACAAGCAAUGGAAAGAGUGUGAUGUUAUUGAAGAAGAAGGACUUCUUGAAGAUGAAGAGCGUCGAAAGGGUCUCCCUCGUAGAUGCUAUUUCCUUGCUUUUGUUCUUGGUUUCUUUAUCUUAUUCUCUUUCUUUUCUUUAAUUCUUUGGGGUGCUAGUAAGUCACAAAAACCCAAGAUCACAAUGAAGAGCAUUACAUUUGAGCAAUUUAUAAUCCAAGCUGGGUCUGACUCAACAGGAGUGGCAACUGAUAUGAUCUCAGUGAACUCUACAGUGAAAAUGGCCUAUCGUAACACAGGAACGUUUUUUGGGGUCCAUGUGACCUCAACACCUCUCGAUCUAUCGUACUCUGAAAUCACUUUAGCAUCCGGAAGUAUCAAGAAGUUUUACCAAUCAAGGAAGAGCCAGAGGUCGGUGGCAAUAUCUGUUAUCAGCAAUAAAAUACCAUUGUACGGAAGUGGAGCUGGGCUGAGCGGUUCUACAGGGACAAGUACAUUACCAGUGUCUCUGAAAAUGAACUUUGUUGUUAAAUCAAGAGCUUAUGUUUUGGGAAAGUUGGUUAAACCAAAAUUCAACAAGAAAAUUGAGUGUGAUUUUAAUUUUGAUCCAAAGAAGCUCAAUGUCCCAAUUUCGCUCAAGAAGGCUUGCACAUAUGAUUGA